Nanorana parkeri is the source of this 2658-nucleotide messenger RNA. It is a transcript of the gene TBC1D14, whose product is annotated as TBC1 domain family member 14. The record is from RefSeq and is a predicted model, not a curated record. The transcript is spliced from 17 exons. Lineage: Eukaryota; Metazoa; Chordata; Amphibia; Anura; Dicroglossidae.
UCUUUCACAACUCCAAGAAAUGGCUUAACCCGCCAUGCACGAGCCUCUACCCCGCUGCGCCACACUUGCCUUUAAACUUUUCAAGUCUGGCAGGCAAUGUCACAGCAUGAGCUGCAGAGGAAUGGAGGUCACCACUGCCAAGUUACCUCAUGGUCUAACAUGAAUAAGGAAUUGCCUGCAAACAUCCUGGGGUUUGUUGAGGUCCACGACAUCGGCGCUGACAGCGACAUUCACAAUCUUGGCAAACCGAGCCGCAAGAAUUCUCAAUCCAUUGCCUUCUCGGAUUUUAGCAGCAGUCAGUUUGCUGCAGUCAAUGAGAGCAACAGUGUGACGUCUUUGGAUUCCGGUAUCCCUACUCUUGAGAUCGCCAACCCGGAGACUGUUCAUUGUGGUGUCAGAUCGAACUGUCUGAAUGGUGCUGCUGGAGACGACCGGGUCUUUCAGAGCUCCAAGAGCAUUCCAGGUGGUGGUGGUGGUGGUACACCAUCUCUAAGGAACUCUGAGAGUGACCAUGUUAUCUGGAAGUCAUCCACCUUUCCCAGAUCGGGAUAUGACACUGCAAAACUCUACAGCCCGACCUCACUUAACAGGAGCGACGACAUCUCUGACUGUAGCAUCUCCAGCCUCAGCACUGACUUUUCCACCACGUUAUCCGUGAGCAACGAGGACAUUGUGGACUUCUUGGUGACCAGCAACUCGAGCGCAAUCGUCAACUUGGAGAAUGACGAAACACGUUUUUCAGAUGUGACCUUGAACUCUACAAAAGACAGCCCUGAUGCUUAUAACAGGGGAUUCACACAGGAGACUGGACCCGACGGCAAGAAGAAAAUAUUGGGACCACUUAGUAACUUCUUUAACAGGUAAGUGCUUUGAAGAACACAGUGCACUGCACGUGCAGAAACUCAUGCAGAUCUGGGGUGGGAAUUGUUUAAGCGUUCUUCACUACGACACUGUGCUCAGAGCAAUCCACAGAAAGUACAAAAGGAAUAUGAAGAUAGAGUUGGACGAGCUCCGAAGUCCCCUUCUCCAAAGCAGAAUGUGAGGAAAAGCUUGGUGUUUGAGCCACUGUCCACUACAGCUUUAAUACUGGAAGAUCGGCCAGCAAAUCUUCCAGCCAAGCCAGCAGAGGAAGCCCAGAAGCACCGUCAGGAGUAUGAGGAGAUGGUGGCCCAGGCCAAAAGACGAGAAUUUAAAGAGGCCCAGAGGAGGAAGAAACAACUAGAAGAGCGAUGCAAGCUGGAAGAGAGUAUUGGAAAUGCCGCUUUAACAUGGAACACUGAAAUUCUACCCAACUGGGAAACCACGUGCACUUCCCGGAAAGUUCGGGAAAUGUGGUGGCAGGGAAUACCACCCAGUGUGAGAGGGAAAGUCUGGAGUCUGGCAAUUGGCAAUGAGUUAAACAUCACCCAUGAGCUUUAUGACAUUUGCUUAUCCCGGGCCAAAGACCGAUGGAAAUUCCUGAGCAUGGGGGGCUCUGAAGUGGAGAAUGAAGACACCGGUUUGUCUGCCGCUGACCGCGAAGCCAGCCUGGAACUCAUAAAACUAGAUAUUUCUCGGACGUUCCCAAAUCUGUGUAUAUUCCAGAAGGGUGGCCCUUACCAUGACAUGCUGCACAGUAUUUUAGGAGCCUACACUUGUUACAGACCCGAUGUUGGUUAUGUACAGGGCAUGUCUUUUAUAGCUGCUGUUUUGAUCCUGAACCUAGAUACUGCUGAUGCCUUUAUUGCUUUCUCAAACCUCCUAAAUAAACCCUGUCAGAUGGCAUUUUUCAGAGUGGACCAUGGCCUUAUGUUGACUUAUUUUGCAGCAUUUGAAGUAUUUUUUGAAGAAAAUUUGCCUAGGUUAUUUGCGCACUUCAAGAAAAACAAUCUGACGCCGGAUAUCUACCUAAUAGACUGGAUUUUUACACUGUACAGCAAGUCUCUACCACUGGAUUUGGCGUGCCGAGUGUGGGAUGUUUUCUGCCGGGACGGGGAGGAGUUCCUGUUCAGGACUGCAUUGGGAAUACUAAGACUAUUUGAAGACAUUUUGACAAGAAUGGACUUCAUCCACAUUGCCCAAUUUCUAACCAAACUCCCAGAGGACUUGAUAGGCGAUGACGUGUUCUCCUCCAUCGCUUCAAUCCAGAUGCAGAGCCGCAAUAAGAAAUGGUCACAGAUUCUGUUGGCGCUGCAGAAAGAUAAUCGUGAAAUGGAGAACAGAAGUCCCGCACUAAAGCACUAAACAUAAUCUCAGGAUGGAGAAGUGUUUCCAGAAAUGGGGAGGGUUUUGUUUUCAUUGGGAAGAGAACAGAAUUCUAUUUCAGGACUGUGUCAUACACUGGAAUUGGCCUUAGCAUGUUACUGGUCACCUGCACAUGGAAGAGGCAGCUGAACACUGGUUUAUAUACAUGCAGGCUAUCUACUAACCAGCUAGGGAACUAGUCACUAGAUUCUAGUCAGCUGAUAGGCAACUAUUGAUUUGCAGUGGGCAUGACGGGUGCCUGCUGACCAACUAUACUCCAGAAAAUGUAUUCCACGAGCUUUCUAGAAGGACCACGGUUGGCAAAUCUUGCCUUGAAUCAAUACAGCCACACCUCAACAUUUCUAGUCAUGUAGAUGAGCAAAUGUGAUUAUUUCCUCUGUAAAGGACAAAUGGGCAUAAUAAGUUUUUUCACAU